AUGGAAGAUGCACAUGCCGCCGUCCUCGACCUACAGCCCGACGAAAGCGGCAAAUCCAGACAGCCAUCGGCACCAGAUAAACGGUUAUCGUAUUUUGGUGUCUACGACGGGCAUGGUGGGGAAAAAGUCGCGCAGUUCGCAGGAGAGAAUAUCCACAAGAUUGUCGCAAAACAAGACUCGUUCGUCAAAGGAGAUAUUGAACAAGCCUUGAAGGAUGGCUUCCUCGCUACCGAUCGUGCAAUCCUAAAUGAUGCCCGUUACGAAGAUGAGGUGUCCGGAUGUACCGCGUCCGUUGGCAUCAUAUCAAAAGACAAGAUAUGGGUGGCGAAUGCUGGAGACUCUCGCACGGUACUCGGCGUCAAAGGGAGGGCGAAGCCGCUGUCCUUCGACCACAAACCCCAGAACGAAGGCGAGAAAGCCCGUAUAAGUGCAGCCGGAGGCUUUGUGGACUUUGGUCGAGUCAACGGCAAUCUCGCUUUGUCACGUGCCAUUGGCGACUUUGAGUUCAAGAAAAGCGCCGACCUUUCUCCCGAGCAGCAGAUUGUCACAGCCUUUCCCGACGUGAUUACGCACGAAAUCUCGUCUGACGACGAGUUUUUAGUGAUUGCGUGCGAUGGUAUAUGGGACUGCCAAUCUUCGCAAGCGGUGAUCGAGUUUGUGCGGAGAGGUGUUGCGGCCAAGCAAGAAUUACAUCGCAUUUGUGAGAACAUGAUGGACAAUUGCCUCGCGUCCAACAGUGAGACCGGAGGCGUAGGCUGUGACAACAUGACGAUGAUUGUGAUCGGUCUGUUGAACGGCAAGAGCAAAGAAGAGUGGUAUGAGAUGAUCUCUAAACGAGUGGCAGACGGCGAUGGACCAUCUGAAUUCCGCGGACCGGGCGUCCGACAUCAGUUUGAUCAUGACAGCCCAGACGAGUACGAGCUUGACUUGGACCAUCGGCAAAGAGCGUUUGGAGGCCGGAGUGGCAGGAUUAUUUUGCUCGGGGAUGGGACAGAGGUCCUGACAGAUUCAGACGACACGGAUAUGUUCGAUCAAAGCGAUGAAGACAAAGAUGCGGCGAACCAGGUCAAGAAGGGCACUCCAGACACAACAGAUAUCGAGUCUGCGCGAAGUGAACGAGAAGGGACCCCGGCUCCACAAUCAGCUGGCGAUGGAUCGAAAGCGUCGAGUCACCAUGAUGCGUCGCACAUCAAAGACACCGAGAUCAGAGGAACAGCGGAUGAUACGACCCAGAAGACGGCUGCCUGA
Messenger RNA from Cladophialophora psammophila CBS 110553, 1248 nucleotides. Its product is annotated as protein phosphatase. The coding region runs from base 1 to 1248 and encodes 415 amino acids. The record is from RefSeq and is a predicted model, not a curated record. NCBI's taxonomy places the organism in Eukaryota, Fungi, Ascomycota, Eurotiomycetes, Chaetothyriales, Herpotrichiellaceae. The transcript has 6 exons. Gene Ontology annotation, molecular function: protein serine/threonine phosphatase activity; cation binding. Gene Ontology annotation, biological process: protein dephosphorylation.